Molecule: messenger RNA, 2670 nt
Organism: Diaporthe amygdali
Lineage: Eukaryota; Fungi; Ascomycota; Sordariomycetes; Diaporthales; Diaporthaceae
Exons: 2
Coding region: 1-2670 (889 amino acids)
Biological process (GO): maturation of SSU-rRNA from tricistronic rRNA transcript (SSU-rRNA, 5.8S rRNA, LSU-rRNA)
Cellular component (GO): small-subunit processome; 90S preribosome; t-UTP complex
Molecular function (GO): protein binding; RNA binding
Source: RefSeq, a predicted model, not a curated record
AUGGACAUCCACCGCUGCCGUUUUGUUCCUUUCCCAGCGUCCCCCAUCAACGCCCUCGCCUUCUCCCACCCCCUGCUGUCUGCCAAACGACAAGCUCGACUAGCGAUCGGCAGAGCGAACGGCGAUGUAGAGAUUUGGAACCCGCUGAACGGCAAUUGGUUCCACGAGACCACGAUACAUGGCGGACGCGAGAGAAGUGUUGACGCCCUGGUCUGGGUCACUGGGGAAGACGAGACGCUGCAGGACGGGAACGUCAUCGCAGGGAGGUCGAGACUGUUCAGCAUCGGUUACACAUCCACUGUCACCGAGUGGGACCUAGAGAAGGGGAAAGCCAGGAAACAUGCCAGCGGGCAGCACGGCGAGAUAUGGUGCCUUGCCGCACAGCCCGCACCCCCGAAGGAACCCCACAACGGCGUCGUUCCCGCCAGCCAGCCCCAAAGGCUGGUGGCCGGCACGAUAGAUGGGAGCAUUGUCCUGUACUCGAUCGAUGAUGACGACCUUCAAUUCCAACGAACACUGGUCAAGACUGCCAAGAAAAACAUCAGGAUGGUCAGCAUCGCUUUUCAAUCCCGGCAGGUAGCCGUUGUCGGCUGCUCAGACAGUUCCAUCCGCGUCUUCGAUCUGAGGAGAGGAGAGCUUCUGCGCAAGAUGACACUGGGUAAGGAUCUCAUCGGUGGCUCCAAGGACAUCAUCGUUUGGUCCAUCAAGUGUCUCAAGAACGGCGACAUUGUUUCUGGCGAUUCGACUGGCCAGAUCUGCAUCUGGGAUGGCAAGACCUACACCCAAGCGCAGAGAAUUCAAGGCCAUAAGUCCGAUGUCCUGAGUCUUGCGACAGGCGUGGAUGGGUUGACUAUCGUCAGUGGAGGAAUGGACCGGCGAACAGCUCUGUACCGUCCCAUGAAGAGCGACCCUUCUCGUUGGCAAAGGGUUUUCUACAGGAAAUACCACGACCACGAUGUUAAGACCAUGGCUUCUUUUGAAGGCCUGGGUAUGAGUGUUAUUGUGACUGCAGGACCCGAUGCCACUCCUGUCGUCACGCCGCUGCGCCAGGCUGGAGUAGAGAAUCAUCGAACACUCUCACAUCUACCCCAAUCUAUCCCGUUGCAAAGUGCGCCUCGAGCCCGCCUGAUCGUCGGCUGGUGGGAUCGGGAAGUGCAUAUCUGGAAACUACGUCGGCCGAUGAAGGAUCUCCUGGACAGCGACGAUGUCGAACAAAGCAUUGAGACCAAUCGCAAGCUGCUUGGCCGAAUCCUCAUCAAGGGAGAAUCGAACAUCACAUCAUGUUCCAUCAGCAGGGACGGCUCGAUGCUUGUUGUAUCCACAAUCACGGCCAUCAAGGCAUUCCAUCUCACAACAAGCGAUGAACUGAAAGAAGAAUUGAAGAUCCGCAAGAUUGAGGUGCCAUCGUCCAUUGAGAGCUCAGGGGCGACACUCGUUCAGAUCUCCCCUGAUGGCCGAUGGCUUGGCUGGAUCCAGGAGGGCAGCCAGGUCCGCAUCGCAAGAAUAACACAGGAGGAAUCGGGGAUCUCAAUACACCCGCGCCCUGCGAAAUUGAAUCGCUUGCGAAGAGACGUUCCCAAGCACGUGCGGUUAGGGGGUCUGGGCAAUUACGACAGACGCGUCACUCACAUCACAUUUUCACCGGACAGCAGUGUUCUCGCCACCGCCGACUUGGCAGGCUACGUCGACACAUGGAUCCUGCAUGACAGCAGCGUGCAGAAUGGCGCAGAACCGACAGACGACGAUGGCGCGUCCUCUUCAGAUUCGAGCGAUUCGUCAGACGAUGAGGACGUGUCAGAACCCGGCCCCGCCUGGAUUCGUAACCCUAAAGCUUCACUUUUCCCAAAACUGUCACAUGCGCCAGUAGUGCUGUCGUUCUCUAACGACGCCCUCGGGCCGAAACUCCGCGAGGAAGGCGAGGAAGGCCCAGACAAUUACAUCCUCUUGGCUAUCACGGCAGCCUCGCGCAUCUACACGUUCAAUCCUUUGGAGGGGUCGCUGACCAAGUGGUCGCGAAGAAACACCGUAUGGAAGCUGCCAGAAGAGAUACGAGCUACCCGCGACCUGAUUAAGGGUGUGGUGUGGCAAGGCUCCAGGAUCUGGAUGUACGGUACUUCGUUCCUCUUCAUGCUGGAUAUCUCGCUCGACUUCACAGAGCAAGAAUCAACCCCAUCGAAGAAGAACCGGAAACGUAAGCGAGGAGCCGACAGUGGUGCGGGAAGUAAGACGGAGGUUGGCGCACUCGCACCACAUCACGUACGCAUGUCACUUGCAGAAGACGGCAAGACUGGCCAGUGGGUAGACGUGGACAUGGCGGAUGCCGAGCCUCAGGCAGAUGGAACCGGAGAUGAGGAUGAAAAUGACAAUGCGGAUGAGGAGACUGAUGGCGGAGAACUAGAGAAGCUGCGCAAGCGUGAGCAGCGUGGGCGGUCAGAAGGGGAAGGAGAUGCGCCAGGCACUGAGGAGCAACGCAAGAAGUGGUGGCAUACGUACAAGUACCGGCCGAUACUUGGCGUUGUGCCACUGGAGAGUGAGGAUGGAGAAGGCAGGAUCAAUGGUGCAAAUGGCACUAGCACGAACAAGGCCCUAGAGAUACCAACGAUGGAGGUUGCGCUAGUUGAACGUCCGAAGUGGGACGUCGAUCUACCUGCGCAUUAUGUAGAGAAUUAA